CUCUCUUCAGUCUUCACACUGCUUCAGGCCUCAAUGAAAUUAGCUGUUGUGAGAGAAGCAGAAGCUCAAGAGAAUCCUCUGCUUCUCGAGCGUCUCUCUCUUUCAUCUCCAGAGAAUCCUCUCCAUGUCUCAGCCUUCGCAGGCCAAGCCACAUUCACGGCAGAGAUCUUGCGUCACAACCAUGGUUUAGCUCUGGAGCCGAACCAACAAGGGUUUAGCCCUCUUCAUAUUGCUUCAGCCUCAGGGAACAUAGAAGUUGUGAGAGUGCUCCUAAGUGUUGGCCGGAAACGUGAUGUCUGCUUCUUGAAGGACAAAGACGGUUUGAUUCCUCUUCACUGCGCAGCGCAGAGAGGAAGAAUCGAAGUCAUAAGAGAGCUGGUUUCGUCUUUCCCUGAAUCUCUAGAGGAAGUAACGGCUUCUCUUGAGACCCCUCUUCAUGUUGCUGUUAAGAACAAUCAAGUGGAAGCUACAAAGUUGUUGCUGGAAGAGAUCAAGAAUCAUAACAUACCAUGGGGGAUCGUUAACCAGGAAAAUCGAGAAGGUAAUACAGUCUUGCAUCUUGCAACACUUGGGAAACAGCUUCAGGCAAGUGAGGAAGCAAUAAUCCGUGGAUCGGUAGAUGCAAAUAAACAAAACAGAAGCUGGUUAACACCAAAGGAUAUUCUCGACGUGGUUAUUGAAACCGACGGAGGAAGCAGUGUUUCUGAAAUGUACAGGGUUGUUCAAAUCUUUCAGACAGCUGAAGCAAGGAACGCAAGGGAGAAACGUAAAGACCGUAAACCAGUUGGCCUUAGUAGAAAUCCUUUUCGUAUGAUUAAGAAGUAUCUAGACUACGAGAUUACUAAUUCCACACUUGAACAGCGCGAAACUCUAUUGGUUGUUGCAACACUCAUAGCAACACUUACAUUCACUGCAGUCCUUCAGCCUCCAGGAGCUUUCAGAGGUGAAGACUCUAAUGGUGGAUCUGGAUCACAGAACAACAACAACAACAACCGAAUUAUAAACACUAUUUUCGGUUCCAGGAACAGCACUGAAGGACAAGCAAUCAUGGCAGCUAGUCCUGUUAACUUCACUCUCUACGCUGCCUUCAACGCGGUUGGCUUCUUGGCUUCAGUUACAAUGAUCUCGCUGCUAACUAAAGGGUUCCCUCUGAGAAAUUGGAUAAGGCUUUGCAUUAUCUCAAUUGUUGCUACUUACCUGAUUGCAAUCUUCUAUAUAGCACCAGCUGAGAAGAUAUUCUCGCUGGUGGUUCUAGGUGUAUCGUUGCUCUUGGUUCUUCGUGAGAUACUGUCCGGGCUUGGAUUAAAAGCCAACAUACAAGCUUCCGUCGUCUGCAAGGCAUGGUGCGAAGCAGCUGUCUCUGUUCGCAAGUUACAGCCUCCUCCUUUGCUUUUUCUUCAUUCACAUCACGCAGUGCCUCCUCGUAAUUACGUUAUUCCUCACCCAUUACGGUUUCGACCAUGUAAGCUCGAAUUACCAGGGUUGCAUUUUCCCCCUAAAUCCACUUUUUCAAAGGAUGGUUGGGUGCUUGCGAGAAAAAGCGGGCCCUUUUAUGCUAGUACACUUCUUCUUAACCCGUUUACCCGUGAGAGCUUCUACUUACCCCCAAGGAGACACGAACACAGAUCCCGUUUUUUAGCUUUCUCAGCCGCUCCUACAUCACCUAGCUGUAUGGUCAUCUCCUACAUCCAACUACGAUCCUGCGGAUCUGUUUUCAUCGAUACUUGGCGGCCUGGUGAAACCGAAUGGACUACACACUGCUUUGAGAACCAGUUACCCUUUCGCUAUUGGCCCAAAUGUGUCUUCUCCAAUGGCAUGUUCUACUGUCUAAGUGAAUGCGGCUAUCUUGGGGUUUUCGACCCCUCUAAAGCAACAUGGAAUAUUCUUCCAGUGAAACCAUGUCCGGCCUUUGAUCAGUAUGAUUACUCUCAUAACCCAGUGUUUAUGACGGAGCAUGAAGGAGACAUCUUUGUUAUUUAUAUACACUGCUACAACAACAUCCCAACCGUGUUUAAACUGAAUUCUAAACACAAGGAAUGGCAAGAGAAGACAGAUCUUGGUGGCUUGACAAUAUAUACAAGUUGGCCUGCCUCUUUUGUAAGAGCUGGUCUCUCCACUGAGCACAGGAACAAAAUAUAUUCAUCUCGUCUUGAUUUAUUUGGGCGGUAUGGCAUGUACUACUCCCUCGGUGAUGCUAAAGGCUCCGAUCCCCCUCGAGAUCACCUAGCGACUCACCACAUCCUUUGGGUGGAGCCACCUCACAACAACUUUCAUUUAAAGAGAGAGAGAGACAUGAAGAAGAGUCCGAUAAUGGAGGCUGCUCGAAAAGGAGAUGUCGAUGUUUUACUCCGAUCAACGGAAUCUGAUCCGAGUCUUCUUGAAGUUAUUGUAAUUAACGGCGACGAAACUCCGUUACACGUUGCCUCCAUGUACGGACACUUGAGUUUCGUCAGAGAAAUCCUCAAACUAAGAGAGAGUCUCGGAAGAGAAUUGAACAAAGACGGAUUUACACCUCUGCAUAUAGCAGCAUCCAUGGGCCACGUUGAAGUCGUGAGAGAGCUUUUGGAUAAGCUAAGUAGUGAGAUCUGUUUGAUCAAAGGUAAAGAGAGAAAGAUUCCUCUUCAUUACGCUGCUAUGAGAGGAAGGGUUUGUGUUCUUGAUGAGUUAGUGUCUUCAAAUCCGGAAUCUCUUGAAGAAAUCACGGCUCGUGGAGAGACAGUGCUUCAUCUUGCGGUUAGAUUCUGUCAGUUUGAUGGAUUCGUUGUUUUGUUGGAACGUCUUAAGGAGUUUGAUAAGCUUUUUGUGUUGAAUAAGAAAGACAAUGGAGGCAACACGGUUUUGCACUUAGCUGUUCAGAAACGACAGUACGAGGUGAUUGACUUGUUGCUUGGCUCUAAAGAAUCUAAUAACACAAUCGCACGAGACUUCAUUGAAGUGAACUCUUUAAACUCUAAUGGCUUCACACCUCUUGAUGUGUUAUUUCACUUUGGAGGUGAACCAGAAGACCCAGAGAUUCAUCAGAUUCUCUGUGAAGCAGGAGCUGUAAGAUCAAGAGAUCUUGACACAAGACAAGAAACAACAACAGAGAAUGAAACAACACAAUCAGAAGAAUCUCUGAUGACUCACAAGCAAUGGCUAGAUUACUUCAAGUACAAGAAAGACAGAGUCUCACCUAACGAAGUUCGUAAUGUGUUACUGGUUAUCGCGAUUCUGAUAGCUACAGCAACUUAUCAAGCCGUGCUAAGUCCACCUGGAGGUGUUUGGCAAGAAGAUUACUGCAUUGAUGGAUAUUGUCAAGUAACUAACUCAAAAGGAAACAAAACUAAACCGGUUUAUUACGCAGGAACAACGAUAAUGGGAUCAAAGAGUUGGAUUUCUUACGGCAUUUUCAUCUUCUUAAACUCGAUCGGGUUUUUCACUUCUAUUGAACUAAUCUCUUUACUCACAAAAGGUCUCCCUUUCUAUCUUGAGCUACAAGUUUCAUUGACUGCUGUUGCCUUGACCUAUGGAUUUGCAAUGGCUGCACUUUCUCCUAAUUUCGGAUUAGGCUUGUUCUUCUUGGUGAUUUCCGUGGUAUUACCCAUCGCAGUAGCGAAAAUCCCGAGUCUAAUUCGAAAACAUGCCAAGAAAAUCAAAAUCUAUCCUCUAAGAAGCACUACAACGACAACCAGCUCCUAAAAUCCCAAGUUUCAAUCUCAACUUGCAAUUCCUCUGUUUCCUUUUACAUACUUUCUUGAUUGUUUUGUGUUCUUGAGUUGUAUAUUUCAAGAGACUUGAGUUAAAUAGUACUUUUGUUUUGCUCUUGUCAAUAACCAUUAUUUGUAUAAGCUCUAUCACAAGUCACAGUCUCUUAGCUUCUUUCAAAUUGGCUAUUUUGAAUGUGAUUUCUUUUUCGUUACACUCUGUCUCUCUGCUCUGCACAUGUUCUUUUGUUCCCUUUAUAGAAGAACCAGAAACAACAAAUCUUAUUCACCAAU
Molecule: messenger RNA, 3977 nt
Organism: Arabidopsis arenosa
Lineage: Eukaryota; Viridiplantae; Streptophyta; Magnoliopsida; Brassicales; Brassicaceae
Source: the annotation of a GenBank genome assembly